AUGUCCGAAAAGUUCUCUGGCUCGGCCGAGAACGUCGACAGCGCGACUUCUCACAACGAGAAGAUCGGUGAUGCCGACCCCGCGCAUCAUUUCAGACAGGACCAUCACAAUCUCGGGGCCGCAUCUGCUGCGCUCAACAUUGUCGAGAACCCGCUGAGGCGCACCUCCCCCGCAGAAACGGUUCGCGUUGCGCGCGAGUUCGCCGAGAAGAAUGGCAUGGCUGAACAUGCGGCGCUCUUUGGACGAGCGGCCCUCGUUGCCCGUGAUGGCGACAGGUUCGAGAUGCAGAGCGAGCUGCUGGAUGAUGAGCGUGCUGCCUUGAUCUACGAGAGGGACCACAAGUGGCACUCGUCCAAGAUGAUGUGGUAUUCCAUCAUGCUGUGUGCUGUGGGAGCUGCCACGCAAGGAUGGGAUCAAACCGGAUCCAAUGGUGCCAAUCUCUCCUUCCCAGAGGAAUUUGGCAUUGCGGGCACAGGACGCGAUGAAUGGAUCGUCGGUAUCGUCAACGCCAUCAUCUUUCUGACUGCUGGUCUGAUCGGAGCAUUCAUCGUCGAUCCCCUCAACAAAUACCUCGGUCGUCGAGGCGAGAUCUUCCUCACGGCCAUCUGCCUCACUGCUACUCCCAUCGGUUCCGCCUUCACCCAGUCGUGGCAAGGGCUUUUCGCGGCUCGUUUUGUCAUGGGUAUUGGUAUCGGGGCGAAAAACGCCACUGUGCCCAUCUACUCGGCUGAGAUGUCGCCCCAUCGCAUUCGUGGUGCGCUGGUCAUGUUCUGGCAACUGUGGGUUGUAGCCGGUAUCUUCCUCGGCUUCGCAGCAAACGUGAUCGUCAAAGAUACGGGCAAGAUCGCAUGGCGCCUCCAGCUCGGCUCGGCCUUCAUCCCAUCCUUUAUCCUCAUGGUCGGCAUCUGGUUCUGCCCCGAGUCACCCCGCUGGCUCAUGAAGAGCGGCAAGCUUGCGAAAGGUUUCAGAUCCAUGUGUGCCCUGCGCGCGCACCCUAUCAUCGGCGCACGGGACUUCUACUACUCCUAUGUCAUCUUCCUCGAGGAGCAGAAGAUUGCUGGAGACUCAACCUACUUUAGCCGCAUGGCGGAUUGUUUCCGGAUUCCCAGGAUCAGGAGAGCGAAUUAUGGCGCGAGCACUGUGAUGAUCGCGCAGCAGAUGUGCGGCAUCAACGUCAUCUCUUUCUACUCCUCAACCAUCUUCUCCGAGGCCGGGUACACCAACACGCAAGCCCUCUACGCCUCCCUCGGCUACGGUGCCGUCCAGGUCGUCUUCACAUUCCCCACGCUCUUCCUCAUCGACACCAAGGGCCGCCGCAAUCUCUGUCUGAUCACGUUCCCCUUCAUGUUCCUCUUCCUCCUCGCCGCCGGCCUCUCGGAGCUGCAGCCCGCCGACGGGGCCAAGAAGGUCGGCCCGGUGAUCCUCUUCAUCUACCUCUUCACCAUCGCCUACUCGAUGGGCGAGGGCCCCGUCGCGUUCCAGUACUCGGCGGAGGUCUUCCCGACGAUCCAGCGCGAGCAGGGCAUGUCCUGGGCGGUGUGCAUCAACAACACGUUCGCCGGCAUCCUCUCGCUCACGUUCCCGCGCAUGAAGACGGUCAUGACGCCGACGGGCGCCUUCGGCUUCUACGCCGGCCUGAACCUCAUCGCCUGGGCCCUGAUCUUCUGCUUCGUGCGCGAGACCAAGCAGCUCACGCUCGAGGAGAUCGACCAGGUCUUCAGCGUCCCGACCCGCGAGUUCCUCGCCUACGAGACCAAGGUCUGGCUGCCCUGGUGGUUCCGCCGGACGGUCCUCCGGCAGAACGUGCCGCGCCCGCCGCCGAUUAUCGAGAAGGCGGACCUGGUGCGCGAGGGGGAUAUUGUUGAGGCGUAG
Messenger RNA from Drepanopeziza brunnea f. sp. 'multigermtubi' MB_m1, 1872 nucleotides. RefSeq lists its product as uncharacterized. The record is from RefSeq and is a predicted model, not a curated record. Gene Ontology annotation, biological process: transmembrane transport. NCBI's taxonomy places the organism in Eukaryota, Fungi, Ascomycota, Leotiomycetes, Helotiales, Drepanopezizaceae. Gene Ontology annotation, molecular function: transmembrane transporter activity. Gene Ontology annotation, cellular component: membrane.